Messenger RNA from Daldinia childiae, 1359 nucleotides. RefSeq lists its product as uncharacterized. Lineage: Eukaryota; Fungi; Ascomycota; Sordariomycetes; Xylariales; Hypoxylaceae. The transcript has a single exon. Gene Ontology annotation, biological process: mycotoxin biosynthetic process. Gene Ontology annotation, molecular function: acetyltransferase activity. Bases 1 to 1359 code for a protein of 452 amino acids. The record is from RefSeq and is a predicted model, not a curated record.
AUGGCUUGGAUUGAGACACAGACCGGAUCCUGGCAGCGGCCGAUUGGCGAAAAUGAAGCGAUGAUCAAGAUGAUUGGUGAUGGGGGUCGACAGCUAGGAAAAGACGUAUGGUCUAUUUCGGUAACGGCUAGCCUUACAACUCAUGUUGAACUAAAUCAACUGUCCAAAGCACUUCGUGAUGGGUGGAAAACACUACGCUUUCGCCACCCUUCCAUUGCUAGCACAUCUAAUGACGAGACCCUCAAUUAUCUUACGCCUACUAUUCUCGACCUCGAGGAGUGGGUAGACGAGACCUUCGUCACUGUAGAAGAGAAUGUUACUCUAGACGAUAUUAUCGCCUCCCUUACUCCCAAACGCUUUCCUACACUCUAUUUUAUGAGGAAAGAUGUCGCUGUCCUUCUCCACCUGUCACAUUGGCGUACCGACGGAAUUGGCGCAUUUCACAUCCUAAAUGCAUACCUAGAGGCAUCCGCUGAGGCCUUACAAGAAGAACCACCCAAGUUACCAUGGGGUGAGGAAGUUAUCCGUCUAGUGCCCAGUGUCGAAGAAGCUUUAAGCUUACCACGGACGCCAUCUCUUGACAUUGAGCGCGCAGUGAAGAAGUACCUGGAUACCCUGGCGAAUAACAUAGGAGCACUGGGGACGCCGUAUAAAUCGGGAGUGGGCCUUGUCCCCAAGGCUACGAGGAGUGCGCUCCUCCCACUUUCGGCAGACGAGACAGCAAAUUUAGAAGCUAGAUGCCGCCAGCUCGGUAUCGAGCUACACGCUGCUCUCCAUGCCGCAGUAACAGCAACCGCAUACACUAUCUCAACUUCAACAACAAAUCACAAACACCACACCAGUACCAUGCGUCAGAGUCUUCGACCACACCUACCAGCACCAUAUGAUGGAGUAGCAGGAGCGGCAGGUCUUUACACCGCAGGGUACAUGGCCAAAGUGCCUGCGACGCAAUCAUGGCUAGAAAAUGCGAGACAGUAUCAUGCUGAGUACGUCAAGGGUGCUACAGCCGACCUUCUCUGUUCUCGCCGGCAGUACGCCCUGAUCAUGCGAAACAAUUUGAAAAAGGCGUCUAUACCUGACCCUCCCCCAAGUGGCUUAGACUUCUCGUACAUACCAAACGCUUUCGGUCUAGUAAAAAGCGUAUAUGGAGACGCGACUACGUCGUUCGUCGUACACGAUAUUGGGAUUGGAAUCGACGUGGUCUCUCGCCACCUGUAUGUUUUUGCAUGGGUCUUCAACGGUCGACUUACGCUUCGACUAGUAUACAAUGAGGCGUUUUACGAUGCAACCUUUGCCAAGGGUAUUCUAGUCCUAGUCAAGGAGCAUUUAGUCUCAAAUUUAGUUUCAGUUACUCCAUAG